AUGGGGAACUGUUAUCAGAAACAUUGCACUUGUCUGGAACCCUAUGUGUCUUGGCUCUUCCAUGAUGUCUGCAGUUGCAGAUCGGGGGAUAAAUGUAACCCUGAGCCAGUCAUCUGCAACCCGAUGGUAGUCUCCACUUCAGGAACACCCAGCCAAUCCGAAGAGAAUAAGGAGGACAGUGAGAGAGUCUUACCUCCUUUUCCUCCAGCAGAACGGAACUGUAAUUUUGUGGCCCUGUUUGAUUACCAAGCCCGUACAGAGGACGAUCUGAGCUUCCAAGCUGGAGACAAACUUGAAGUUCUGGAUAGGUCCCAUGAAGGAUGGUGGUUUGCAAAGCUGCUCUUGGAGAAUGGGUUUGCCAGGCCUGGGCAGAAGCUGCAAGGCUAUAUCCCUGCCAACUAUGUUGCAGCAGAGCAAAGUAUCGAAGCUGAACCGUGGUUUUUCGGUGCAAUGAAACGAGCAGAUGCGGAGAAACAACUGCUGUACGCUGGGAGCCAGGCAGGAGAAUUUCUAAUCAGGGAAAGUGAAAGUCAAAAAGGCGAAUUCUCACUUUCAGUGUUCGAUGGCAUGACUGUGAGGCACUACCGGAUCAAAUGGCUGCAUGAUGGAGGAUUUUUCAUCACCAAAAGGAAAAAAUUUCAGACUUUGACUUCUUUUGUCAGACACUAUAGUAAGAGCAACGAUGGACUGUGUAUACGGCUCGGGAAGCCAUGUGUAAAGACAGAAGUCCCGGCUCCUUAUGACUUGUCAUACCAAACUGCAGAUCAGUGGGAGAUAGACCGUAGUUCUCUGCAGCUCUUGAAAAGAUUGGGUUCUGGCCAGUUUGGUGAGGUUUGGGAAGGCUUAUGGAAUAAUAUCACGCCUGUGGCAAUCAAAACAUUAAAACCAGGCUCAAUGGAUCCAAAAGACUUCCUGAGGGAAGCACACAUAAUGAAGAACCUGAGACACCCAAAGCUUAUACAGCUUUAUGCUGUUUGCACUUUAGAGGAUCCAAUUUAUAUUAUUACAGAAUUGAUGAGACAUGGAAGUCUGCUAGAAUACCUCCAAAAUGACGGAGGUUCCAGGAUCCACCUGCCUCAGCAGGUGGACAUGGCAGCUCAAGUUGCCUCAGGAAUGGCUUAUCUUGAAUCUCAGAAUUACAUCCAUCGUGACUUGGCAGCCAGAAAUGUCCUUGUGGGUGAACACAACGUUUACAAAGUAGCAGAUUUUGGACUUGCUCGGGUUUUUAAGCUAGAAAAUGAAAAUGUAUAUGAAGCCAAACAUGAAACAAAACUACCUGUGAAAUGGACAGCUCCUGAAGCAAUUCGCUCCAGUAAAUUCAGCAUUAAAUCUGACGUGUGGUCAUUUGGAAUACUUCUCUUUGAAAUAAUCACAUACGGAAAGAUGCCUUAUUCAGGUUUGAUGGGCUAUCAAGUAAUCCAGAAACUGGAUCAAGGGUACAGAAUCCCUCAGCCAGAGAACUGUCCUCAAGAACUGUAUAACAUCAUGCUGCAAUGCUGGAACGCCGAACCCCAGGAGCGGCCAACUUUUGAAACAUUGCACUGGAGACUGGAAGAUUAUUAUGAUAUGGAUUCUAUGGCCUAUUUAGAUUCAAACAGUUUUGUCAAAUGA
Molecule: messenger RNA, 1611 nt
Organism: Euleptes europaea (tarantolino)
Lineage: Eukaryota; Metazoa; Chordata; Lepidosauria; Squamata; Sphaerodactylidae
Gene: FRK
Product: fyn related Src family tyrosine kinase
Exons: 8
Coding region: 1-1611 (536 amino acids)
Biological process (GO): protein phosphorylation; innate immune response; cell surface receptor protein tyrosine kinase signaling pathway
Cellular component (GO): extrinsic component of cytoplasmic side of plasma membrane
Molecular function (GO): ATP binding; signaling receptor binding; non-membrane spanning protein tyrosine kinase activity
Source: RefSeq, a predicted model, not a curated record